Molecule: messenger RNA, 1983 nt
Organism: Odobenus rosmarus divergens (Pacific walrus)
Lineage: Eukaryota; Metazoa; Chordata; Mammalia; Carnivora; Odobenidae
Gene: ITPKC
Product: inositol-trisphosphate 3-kinase C
Exons: 7
Coding region: 1-1983 (660 amino acids)
Biological process (GO): inositol phosphate biosynthetic process
Cellular component (GO): cytoplasm; nucleus
Molecular function (GO): inositol tetrakisphosphate kinase activity; inositol-1,4,5-trisphosphate 3-kinase activity
Source: RefSeq, a predicted model, not a curated record
AUGAGGCGCUGCCCGUGCCGGGGGAGCCUGAGCGAGGCAGAGGCCGGGGCGCUGCCGGGAGCGGCCCGCAUGGGGCUGGAGGCGCCGCGAGGGGGGCGGCGGCGGCAGCCAGGGCAGCAGCGACCUGGGCCCGGCGCAGGGGGCCCGGCGGGGCGGCCGGACGGGGGCGGGCCCCUGGCCCGGCCCGAGGGGUCCAGCCUCCACACCGAGCCCGAGAGGGUCGGCCUCGGGCCUGAGCCGGGGACAAACGGACAGGUUGAGCCUGAAGCAGCCGGCCUCGGAGCGGAGACAGAGCGGCGCGGCCAAAAGACGGAGCCAGACAUAUCCAGCCUCCGGACAGGUCCAGAAAAGAGCAGCCACUGGUCAGAGCUGGAGACAGCCGGUCCCUGGACGGAAACUGGGACGGAUGGGUUUUGGACUGGUCCAUACAGGUCUGACCUCCAGUCUCAGCCAGAGAGGGCCAACCUCCGGACGCAGCCCGGAGUUGAUGGGCCCUGGACAGAGAUAGAAAUACAUGGGUCACAGACCCAACCAGAGAGGACCACGACCUGGGCUGAUAACCUCUGGACCCAUAAAAACAGGUCCAGCCUCCGGACUCAGCCAGAGGGGGCUGGUUCCUCAACAGAGCCAAGUGGUGAUGGCUCCCAGAUACAACAGGAUACGAAAACAGCCUGGGAACAGGUUGGCACUGAUGGUUUCCCAACAUGGCAAGAUACUGUUGGCUCCUGGACAUGGCCUGGCACUGAUGGUCCCCAGACACAAGAUACUCAUGGACCCCAGACAGAACCUGGGACAGACUGUUUUUUGGGGGAGUCCCAGCAGGAUGGCCCGUUAGAGGAACCAGAAGCUGGGGAGUUGGGGACUCACCUAUACUCUCACCUGGAGUGUAGCUCCCUGACUCCUGUGCCCCGCCUCAUCAUCACUCCUGAAACACCUGAGCCUGAGGCUCAGCCAAUGGAGAUGGGACCCCCCUCCCGGGCUGAGGGGGGCAGUGGCGGCUUCUCCUCUGCCUCUUCUUUCGACGAGUCUGAGGAUGAUGUGGUGGCCGGGGGCAGAGGUGCCAGCGACCCUGAAGACAGGUCUGGGAACAAACCAUGGAAGAAGCUGAAGACGGUUCUGAAAUAUUCGCCCUUUGUGGUCUCCUUCCGAAAACACUACCCUUGGGUCCAGCUGUCGGGACACGCUGGGAACUUCCAGGCAGGAGAGGAUGGUCGCAUCCUAAAGCGCUUCUGUCAGUGUGAGCAGCACAGCCUGGAGCAGCUGAUGAGUGACCCCCUGCGGCCUUUCGUGCCCACCUACUAUGGCAUGGUGCAGCGGGAUGGCCAGGCCUUCAACCAGAUGGAAGAUCUCCUGGCAGAUUUCGAGGGCCCCUCCAUCAUGGACUGCAAGAUGGGCAGCAGGACCUACCUGGAGGAGGAGCUAGUGAAGGCCCGAGAAAGGCCCCGGCCCCGGAAGGACAUGUAUGAGAAGAUGGUGGCUGUGGACCCCAGGGCCCCCACCCCUGAGGAACAUGCUCAGGGUGCUGUCACCAAGCCCCGCUACAUGCAGUGGAGGGAGACUGUGAGCUCGACCUCCACCCUGGGCUUCCGGAUUGAGGGCAUCAAGAAGGCCAGUGGGACCUGCAACACCAAUUUCAAGAAGACCCAGGAGCUGGAGCAGGUGACAAAGGUGUUGGAGGACUUUGUGGACGGGAACCAUGGAGUCCUGAGAAAGUAUGUGGCUCGCCUGGAAGAACUCCGAGAGGCUCUGGAGAACUCCCCCUUCUUCAAGACCCAUGAGGUGGUGGGCAGCUCCCUCCUCUUCGUGCAUGACCACACUGGCCUGGCCAGGGUCUGGAUGAUUGACUUCGGCAAGACAGUGGCCCUGCCUGACCACCAGACGCUCAGCCACCGGCUGCCCUGGGCCGAGGGCAACCGCGAGGAUGGGUACCUCUGGGGUCUGGACAACCUGAUCCACCUCCUUCAGGGGCUGGCCCAGGGUUGA